Molecule: messenger RNA, 1017 nt
Organism: Colletotrichum chrysophilum
Lineage: Eukaryota; Fungi; Ascomycota; Sordariomycetes; Glomerellales; Glomerellaceae
Exons: 6
Coding region: 1-1017 (338 amino acids)
Source: RefSeq, a predicted model, not a curated record
AUGGACUGGAUUCUCGACAGCGGCUACCUGCCCCAUGCAGUUAUCAGAGUUGGCAUCCGACGACAGCUCCAAGAGCGUCUCGAUUCUAUCGCAAGCACCUCUCUCAGCCUGGAUUACGAGCGUAAGAUGACCUUUAUCGAGAAGUUACGCACGCAGCCCAUAGCCAUCGAGACUGCUGCUGCCAACAAGCAGCACUAUGAAGUCGGCACCGGCGUGUUGGCCGCAUGCUUGGGCCCUCGUAUGAAGUACUCAUGCUGUCUAUACCCCAAGGGCGGGGAGACGCUGGCACAGGCUGAAGUUGCCAUGCUGCAGACUUAUGUGGAGAAGGCGGAGUUGAAGGACGGCAUGAGCAUUCUAGAUCUCGGCUGCGGCUGGGGGUCGGGCGCGCUUUAUUUUGCAGAGGUCCUUCCUAACUCCAAGGUCACUGCGUUCUCUAACUCUAAGACGCAAAAGGAAUACAUUGAUGGAAAGGCCAAGGAGAAGGGUCUGGCCAAUCUCACAGUGAUCACAGGCAACGUUGUCGACUAUGAAUUUGAGCCUGAGUCCUUCGACAGAGUCGUGUCCAUCGAGCUUUUUGAGCACAUGAAAAACUAUGAGUUGUUGAUGGCCAAGGUCAGCAGGGCUUUGAAAGGAGGCGGCAAGCUUUUCGUGCAUAUUUUUGCACAUAAGACCACGCCGUAUGACUACGAGGAGGGUUGGAUGACAACGCAUUUCUUCACCGGAGGGACCAUGCCGUCUGUUGAUCUGCUUCUGUACUUCCAGCAUGAUCUCAAAAUCCAGAGGCAGUGGUGGGUGAACGGCCAGCAUUACUCCAAAACGUGUGAGGAUUGGCUGAGCAAGAUGCUUGCACACAAGAAGGAGAUCUGGCCGCACUUGGUGGAGACCUACGGAGAGCAGGAUGCCAGUGUAUGGUAUAACCGGUGGCAGAUAUUUUACAUGGCGUGUUCCGAGCUGUUUGCCUAUCACGGCGGCGACAUCUGGGGCAUUGCGCACUAUCUGUUCGAGAAACCAAACUGA